Messenger RNA from Paramisgurnus dabryanus, 4473 nucleotides. It is a transcript of the gene keap1a, whose product is annotated as kelch-like ECH-associated protein 1a. Gene Ontology annotation, molecular function: protein binding. Lineage: Eukaryota; Metazoa; Chordata; Actinopteri; Cypriniformes; Cobitidae. The record is from RefSeq and is a predicted model, not a curated record.
GCCUCUGUAGAGUUCUACUGUUGUCAGUCGCGCUGUGUGAGUUUGGCAAGACGCCAGCGAGUCCGCGCUCGUGUACGCACCGUCGCGCCCGCUUGCUUCAUAGUCUUUGACAGCUGGAAGACGGAGGAGGUUCGCCACACAACAUAGAUAAACUUUCGAUUUGUGUUGUACUUUGACGUUUUAAGCGCCGACUGACACAACCCCGUGUAUACGCUGAGGAGAAUCCAUUUAUUAGUCUUUAUAUAGGGUGCAGGUUGACGCGAGUACAGUGGAUGUGGGAAACUGUCGCCGGUUCCAGAUAUGAGGAUUUAAAAGGACACUGAUCUCAGAAGGAAACCGUUUAAUUCACAUUGUUGUAUAAGUUCAGUCCUGACUGCCGUGGAUGAAAACGUUUGAAGCAUGUGACUAAACUCAUUUAAAAAAAGCCCCCAUCUAUAAAAGAUGGAGAGUAUUUAAAGUACCGGAUUAAGUGAUACACUUUUAUUAUUGUACAUCGCUGGAUAUCUCAACGAUGCCAACGUGGCUAGAGAACAAUCUUUCGUAUGAUGGACUUUUAACCAGACAGAAGAAACAUGGCUCUCUAUCCUUAAGCGAUCACCAGUUGUGUCAGAAUUUCUUUAUGACACGUGGAUGGAUCUAGACUUUAUAACGCUGCAGUCGCCAUCCAUUUCCUACAUAUAUCAGUGAUAUUCCUGCUUAGGAGAAUGAUAUGUCAAAAAAAGAGGAGACCCAUCAAAGAAGAGGAUUUUUCCGCUAUUGUUGUGCCCUCCAUGAGGGGUCAUGGGUACUUGGAUUACACUGUUGAAAGUCAUCCGUCCAGGGCCAUGCAGAUCAUGGAUGAGUUUCGAAAUCACGAGAUGCUCUGUGACGUGGUUCUACACGUGACAUACAAGGAUAAGAUGGCGGAUUUUAAGGUGCAUAAACUGGUACUGGCCGCCUGCAGUCCUUACUUCAAAGCCAUGUUUACCAGUAAUUUCAAAGAAUGCCACGCCUCAGAGGUCACCUUAAAGGACGUGUGCCCCCAGGUCAUCAGCCGCCUCAUUGACUACGCCUACACCUCACGCAUCACGGUGGGAGAAACCUGCGUCCUUCACGUUCUCCUGACCGCCAUAAGAUUUCAGAUGGAAGAGGUGGCCAAAGCGUGCUGUGAUUUCCUCACGAAAAACCUGGACCCGUCUAACGUCAUUGGCCUCUCGAGAUUCGCUGAGGAGAUCGGUUGCACAGAGCUACACCUUCGUACAAGAGAAUACAUCAACAGUCACUUCAAUGAGGUAACCAAAGAGGAGGAAUUCUUCAGUUUGUCCCACUGUCAGCUGCUGGAGUUGAUCAGUCAAGACAGCAUAAAGGUGCUUUGUGAGUCCGAGAUCUACAAGGCCUGUAUCGACUGGGUCCGCUGGGAUGUGGAGACCCGUGCCCAAUACUUCCAUGCCCUCCUCAAUGCGGUCCACAUCUACGCCCUGCCGCCCACCUUCCUCAAAAGGCAGCUGCAGCACUGUCCCAUUCUGAGCAAGGCCAACUCCUGCAAGGACUUCCUAUCCAAGAUCUUUCAGGACAUGGCUCUCCGAAAACCCUUGCCCCCAGCUCCUCAUCGCGGGAAUCAGCUCAUCUACGUAGCAGGGGGUUACAGGCAACACUCCCUGGAUUCUUUGGAAGCCUUCGAUCCAAGGACGAAUGUUUGGCAAAAGCUAGCCGAGAUGGGAUUUCCUUGUAGCGGCUUAGGGGCCUGCGUGUUGUCCGGCCUUCUUUAUACGGUCGGAGGACGUAACCUCUCUUUGCAGAACAACACCGAGUCUGGAGCUUUGUCCUGCUACAACCCCAUGACUAACCAGUGGACCCAGCUGGCUCCUCUCAACACGCCCAGAAACAGAGUGGGUGUCGGGGUCAUUGACGGGAGCAUUUAUGCCGUAGGGGGUUCGCAUGCCUCUACACAUCACAACAGCGUUGAGAGGUAUGACCCAGAAACAAAUCGUUGGACAUUUGUGGCACCUAUGUCAGUGGCACGACUGGGGGCCGGUGUUGCCACGUGCUGUGGCCAUCUGUAUGUGGUGGGGGGGUUUGAUGGAGAUAAUCGAUGGAACACAGCAGAACGCUAUCAACCAGACACUAAUACGUGGCAGCAUGUGGCACCUAUGAACACUGUUCGGAGUGGACUCGGCUUGGUGUGUAUGGAUACUUGCCUGUAUGCAGUUGGUGGCUACGAUGGUCAAACCCAGCUCAAGUCAACGGAGAGAUAUAAUGUAACUCGAGAUGUAUGGGAACCCAUGGCCUGUAUGAACAAAUGCCGCAGUGCACAUGGAGUAACCAUCUUCCAAUGCAAAAUAUAUGUUUUAGGUGGAUUCAAUCAAGAGGGUUUCUUAUCCAGCGUGGAGUACUACUGUCCAUGCAGUAAUGUAUGGACGUAUCUAACAGACAUGCCUAUUGGCCGCAGUGGAAUGGGUGUCGCUGUAACCAUGGAACCUUGCCCUGGAAUACUGCCGGAUGAGGAAGACAAUGAGGAUGAGGUGUAACAAUCCGAACCAUGUGCCAUCUGAAGACAACUCAAAGUUGUUGCAUUUACCUUAAAACUCUUUAUGCAUGAGAUGCCAAUAAGGACAUUCUUCUUUAAAAUAUUUAGUUUUUUAAUAAAUUGCUCUCCACCACCAAGUGAUUCAUGGAGAGAAAUGUCUCUAAUCACUGGACUAAUGAAGCUCUGAUCACAUGAUCAGGUCUGGAUGAUUGAAUGAAGAUCACAAUCGUAUUGUCAAACUGCUGAACACUUUGAAUUUGAAUGUGAGUCUUGUUUUAUAGGACUUUUCUUGUCCAGAUAAGCACUGUUUAACGUGAAAAUGUGAUAAAAUAUUGAAGGUUUGGCUUGGUUUGUAUUGUUGUUUUUGAAACUCUGCUCUUUAUCUAUGUACAGGAGUGUUUGCAGUGACGCUUUCCAUGAAGCCUGUAUAAUGCAUUAUAAUUAUAAUACUUGAUAGUAUUCCUAAUGCAUUCAUAACUUAAGUUUAUUUGUAUUUUCUUAUGAACUAAUGUAAACCGCAGCUAUAAUCAAGUAUACAAUUCUCUUAUCUGUGUAAAUAUAUAUACAGUACUGUGCAAAAGUCUUAGGCCACCACCACCACCAGCUUUGUUGUUUUAGCAAAGCAUCCAUUUUUAUUUUUCACUCUUUUAUUAAGAUACAACCAGAAAAUACAGAAAAGUCAGGAUUUAGUGUGACUUCUCUUGGCAUGAAACACAUUUUGAGCUUUUUUGAGGAGACUGAAGUCUUGAAGUCAUUUGAUUAGAAUUAGAAAUUAGGAUUUAAUUUUAUUAAGAGAUCCUGCUAUUGCUCAAGUGGAAGGGGAGUUUACUGUAAAUAUUUGACACUUUAGCUUAUACUUUUAUACUGUUUUUAAUACUACAUACACAUUUUCUGUAUUUUCUGGUUGUAUUCUAAUAAAGAGACAGAAAUAAUUAUAUAUGAUCACUAUACAAUGCAAAAACAACUAAUCUAAUGGUAGCAUGGUGGCCAAAGACUUUUGCACAGUACUGUAUAUAUAAAAUACAUUAAAACAAAAUAUCAACAUUAAAACAAAGUAUCAACAUUAAGGUGGUCCUUAUAAUGUGUCAAUUUUUUUUUAAUGUUCAACUCUCACCCCCUAAAUGUGUUAGGAUAUCAAUAAAAACACACUAUGCAAGAUUUUGAAUUGUUCCUACAAUUUCUAGAGGUUGCUCAAAGCCUUUGAAUAUUUCCGAAAUCACAUAUUUUUGCAAAAACUGUACCAUUUAAAAACGCAGAACACACAUAAAACUUGCUUCUCGGAGGGUAACUUUGUUCCAGUUAUUUCAGUCUCUUCUGAGUAACUAUAUAGCGGACUUGCUUUGUGUUGCUUCAGCCAUUGUCUCAGUGUAUAUUGUCUAUUGUGCUUCAUUCACAUUGUAGCUUUCUUGCAUUGAAAGACAUCACAACUAAACUAGAGUUUUAAUUGCAUGGAGCAUGGUCAAAUAAUCCAUUGUUGCCAUAAGUAUAUAUUAUUAAACAAUUAUACAUGCUAGCACAAAGUUUCACAUAAUACGCAAAUGUGUUAAAAUUAAAAGGUCUUGAGCAACCUCUAAAUAUUAAUUAAUAUUGAAAAAAAUGUGCCAGAUUUAUUUAUUCAAAUAUAUUGGUGGGGUGAGAGCAUGAACUUUUAAAAGUUGAAAAAUAAGGACCACCCUAAUCAUAGAUGCGUAUAAUCAUGAAUUAUAUUACACUAUUAUAACAGUGGACACGGUUAUUUAUAAGAAGAUAAAGGCCUGGUUUCACUGACAAUUAAGUAGAUUUUAUGAAUGUUCCUUAGAAAAACAUUACUAGUGUUCAUCCUGGGACAAAACAAUGGCACUGAUGUAUUUUAACGUAUUAAGUUGUUUUUAGUUAAAGGGAUAUUUCAUCCCAAAAAAAUAAAAAAUUCUGUCAUCAUUUAUUCACUUUCAUUUUGUGACAAACCUGUAUAAAUUUCUUUGUUCUGA